Rhizopus microsporus ATCC 52813 is the source of this 951-nucleotide messenger RNA. Its product is annotated as S-adenosyl-L-methionine-dependent methyltransferase. Gene Ontology annotation, molecular function: methyltransferase activity. Bases 1 to 951 code for a protein of 316 amino acids. The record is from RefSeq and is a predicted model, not a curated record. Lineage: Eukaryota; Fungi; Mucoromycota; Mucoromycetes; Mucorales; Rhizopodaceae. The transcript has 6 exons.
AUGGGAAGCUGCUUCGCAAAGCCAUGGCUCACUGAGUGUGCAAAUAAAAACAGAAACAAAGAUAAAUACCUUAGUACAGCAAUGGCAGAAUCAGGACAAGCAUCGUGUAUUAGCCGCUCAGAAGACAUAACCAUACCCACCCAAAGAGAAUUUCAUCAGAUCGAGGCUUCAACUUAUUGGUUGCCUAAGGAUGACGAAGAACAGAUGAGACUUACAGGCCAACAUUUUGCGUUAAAGGAAAUUUUCGGAGGAAACGUGCUACAAAGCGUAACUGAAAUUCUAGAUCUUAAGCAAGGGCUAUCUAUACUAGAUGUAGGGUGUGGCUCAGGUGUAUGGGUCAUGGAUAUGAUUAAUGACUAUCCAGACUGUAAUUAUGACGGCUGUGAUAUGGUGAACAUUGUUGCUCAAAAGCCUACACCCAAACAAUUUACUUUCAGGAUUGCAAAUGUACUAGAGGGGCUGCCAUAUCCGGACAACACUUUUGACCUUGUUCAUCUAAGGCUACUUGUCUUGGCACUACGCUAUGACGAAUGGCCAAGUGUGAUCAAAGAGUUACUACGCGUUACUAAGCCAGGAGGUCUCAUACAGAUUAUGGAGCCAGACUAUAGAGUAACAGAGCAUGACGACGUCUUUUGUAAGGUAGUGUCAGCGUCAAAAGGUCAAAACCCUCGAAUCGGCAUUGAAUUAGAAAGGCUACUGAGAGAGGCUGGCAACACCAAUAUUAUAGAGACAAAAUCUGCAUCUGUUGAUACAACCACUGGCAGCAGUGCGGCCAAAAAAAUCGCUUGGAGUUGGAUGGAAGGUGUAAAGGGGACAAUGAAGCUCGCUGCUCCAGCGUUGGGACUCAAGGACGAGAAAGACCAACAAAAGUUCCUAAAAGAAUUUAAGCAUUGCAUGGAAACAAAGUGUGGAUGUCUCCAUAUGGAAGCGGUUGUAGCUCAAAAAUUAUAG